AAUGUCAUUUUAUAGUUAACGUGUGUUGUGAUUGGUAGUGCCUAACUUUUGAAACUUGUUUUUUAACUUAAGUUUUCGAACUUUAAUUAUAGAAAGUCACGCAAGUAUUAAUUAAUACAGAUAUCUAUUAAUGCUAAGUGAAAUAUAAAAUUAGAAUUAAAUUACCCUCUAAUUAAAUAUGUCUAAAAAUGUUUUGGUCAUUGGAAGUGGUGGUCGAGAGCAUGCCUUGUGUUGGAAGUUAGCCGAUUCUCCGCUAGUAAAACAAAUAUUCUGUGCUCCAGGCAGCGUCGGCAUUUCAUCUAUUAUCAAAGUUGAAAGUGUCGAUCUAAAUAUAAAAGACUAUCCCGCAUUAGCAGAAUGGUGCAAACAAAAGGACAUAGAUCUAGUGAUCGUCGGUCCAGAAGAUCCUCUAGCCGAUGGGAUUGUAGAUGCUCUAUCAACAUAUGGCAUCAAAUGCUUUGGUCCAACGAAAGCUGGAGCCGAAAUUGAGGCGAACAAAGACUGGUCGAAGAAGUUUAUGACUAAAUAUCAGAUUCCGACAGCAAGAUAUCAGUCUUUCACUGAUGCAACAGCGGCUAAGAAUUUUAUCAACACUGCUCCAUUCCCAGCCUUGGUGGUAAAAGCAUCUGGCUUAGCAGCUGGCAAGGGAGUCGUAGUUGCAUCGAGCAAGGAAGAAGCCUGUGCCGCUGUUGAUGAGAUUUUGACAGACGCUAAAUAUGGUAGUGCAGGACAAACAGUGGUCAUUGAAGAAGUUUUGGAGGGCGAUGAAGUGUCUGUGCUCGCCUUCACAGAUGGCGAGACGGUAUCUCUCAUGCCCCCGUCCCAAGACCACAAGCGUAUUGGAGACGGGGACACUGGCCCCAACACUGGGGGCAUGGGGGCAUACUGCCCCUGCCCUCUCAUCACACCGGAACAGCUGGCUGAUGUUAAGGAACAGGUGAUACAAAGAGCCGUGGACGGGUUGAAAGCUGAGGGGAUACAUUAUGUUGGUGUGCUAUAUGCCGGUAUGAUGGUCACAAAAUCGGGCCCAAUGACGUUGGAAUUCAACUGUCGUUUCGGCGACCCAGAAACCCAAGUUCUGAUGUUGCUUCUCGAAUCCGACCUGUAUACUAUCAUGAGGGCGUGUGUCGAUGGCACAUUGAAGCAAGUGCAAGUGAAAUGGGAGACAGAAAUGUGCGCCGUGGGUGUUGUGAUCGCCUCUAAGGGUUAUCCCGUGACGUCGACCAAGGGAUGCGUUAUUAGCGGUCUAUCCCAAGUGCAAGCCCAACCGAAUAUCGUAGUAUUCCACAGCGGAGUGGCCCGUGGGGCCAACGACUCAUUGGUUACAGCCGGGGGUCGGGUUAUACUGGUCGCAGCCAAACGUAGCUCCCUACGUACUGCAGCAUCUGUGGCCACUACUGCAGCUGCUGCUAUUGACUUCCCUGGAGCUCAGUAUAGGAAGGAUAUAGCUCAUAGGGCUUUCUCUAAACUAAACGGCCUCUCAUACCUCGAGAGUGGUGUAGACAUAGACGCGGCUGCUAACCUCGUGCGAAUCAUUGAACCUGUGGCCACAGCUACACAUAGACGUGGUGUUCUUGGCAGACUUGGGUGUUAUAGCGGCCUUUUCCAGUUGUCUGCUAUGGAUUCACGCUUCAAGGACCCCGUGUUAGUGCUGGGGACUGAUGGAGUUGGGACUAAGCUGAAGAUUGCAGAAAUAAUGCAAAAAUACGAUACAUUGGGCCAAGAUCUCGUAGCUAUGUGCGUGAACGAUAUCCUAUGCGCGGGCGCAGAACCGUUCGCGUUCCUGGACUACAUGGCGUGCGGGAGGUUGCAGCUGACCACCGCUACUGCUAUUAUAAAAGGCAUUGCUAAUGCGUGUUUGAUGUCUGGGUGUGCUUUGUUGGGUGGUGAAACAGCAGAGAUGCCGUCAAUGUACGACAUAGGCAAGUACGACUUGGCCGGUUUCGCAGUAGGAGUAGUUGAUAACCUGAAACAAUUACCUCGUAUGAAGGAAAUACGGGCUGGAGAUGUUGUAUUAGCGCUACCUUCUACUGGAGUUCAUAGUAACGGGUAUAGUUUGGUGCAGAAGAUUAUGGCUGAAACUGGACAUAGUUUCCAUGACAAAGCUCCAUUCAGUACUACAAACAAAACUUAUGGAGAAGAAUUCUUAGAGCCCACAGGCAUUUACGUGAAGGCUCUGUUACCGGCAGUAAAAAAAGGUCUAGUUAAAGGACUAGCGCAUAUAACUGGAGGUGGAUUGUUGGAAAAUAUACCCAGGAUUCUGCCAGCUGGAGUCAAAGUUAAAUUGGACGCUAUGAAGUUCAGGAUAAAGCCGAUUUUCGGAUGGUUACAAGCUAAGGGAAUGGUAUCAGACUUCGAAAUGCUGCGCACUUUCAACUGCGGUAUCGGUAUGGUGGCCAUCGUGGACCCCGUGUGUCUCAAGGAGUUCCUCGCUACUGUGGACGGGACUAUAGAUGUGGUUGGUGCGGUGGAGGCUAUUGGGAAACAGGGCGGUCAUCAAGUAGUAGUAGACAACUUCAGCAAAGCAAUGGCCCCGUUAAGCAGCCCAUACACGAGCGGUGCACACGCGCCGCUAAAAUCGCUCUCGUACAAGGACAGUGGAGUCGAUAUUGAGGCUGGAGACUCGCUUGUUUCUCUUAUUAAACCUUUGGCUAGAUCGACUUCUCGUUCGGGAGUACUGGGUGGUUUGGGAGGAUUCGGAGGAUGCUUCCAGUUGAAGGCUAUUGAACAAGAGUAUAAGGACCCAGUCCUAGUUCUAGCAGCAGAUGGAGUAGGCACCAAACUGAAGAUAGCCCAAGUGAUAAAUCAGCACAGUACCAUCGGUAUAGACCUGGUGGCGAUGUGCGUUAACGAUAUCCUGUGUAAUGGCGCCGCUCCACUGUCGUUCUUGGACUACUUCGCGUGUGGAUCGCUGGAUGUUAAUGUUGCUAAGGAUGUAGUGUCUGGUGUGGCCGAGGGAUGCCGACAGUCUUCAGCUGCGCUUAUUGGUGGUGAAACAGCAGAAAUGCCGGGCAUGUACGAGCCCGGUGUGUACGAUAUUGCGGGAUUCGCACUCGGUGUGGUCGAACGAACACACAUCUUGCCCAAGAUCAAUGAUAUUACGGUGGGAGACAUAAUAAUCGGGUUGCCAUCUAACGGAGUGCACAGCAACGGUUUCAGCUUAAUUCACAGUUUGAUGAAAAAAGCCAACCUUACCCUCAAUGACAAGGCGCCUUUCAGUGAGGAUGGACUUACUUUGGGCGACGAGCUAAUCAAACCGACCCGUAUCUACGUGCCCAGUGUGGUACCGGCCUUACAGCGAGGCUUUGUUAAGGCGGUGGCACACAUCACUGGAGGCGGUCUAUUGGAGAACAUUCCGAGAGUCAUACCGGAGUCUGUUAGAGCACGCCUUAACGCGCAUUGGUGGAAUGUGCAUCCGGUAUUCGCAUGGAUAGCGGACGCUGGUUCAGUGAAAGACGAAGAAAUGUUGCGUACAUUCAACUGCGGUAUCGGAAUGGUUCUCGUCGUAUCACCCGAACAUCAAGCUGAGGUGAUGAACAUAACCCGCUCAUUCGGUGCAAUGGUGAUCGGCUCGAUACAAGCUCGCCCCGCGGGUGGGGCCCGUGUGCUGGUUGAUAAUUUCGCGUCUGCACUUGAUUUUACCAGGCGUAUGCCGCUGUUGACUAAUAAGAAGGUUGCAGUUCUAGUAUCGGGCAGCGGCAGCAACCUGCAGGCGCUGAUAGACAGCACACGCGACCGCACGCAGUGCAUGUGCACUGAGAUCGCGCUGGUGGUCAGCAACAAGCCCGACGCGUUCGCGCUCAAACGCGCUGAGAACGCUGGGAUACCCACGCUGGUGUUCAACCACAAAGAAUACGCGUCCCGCGAAGAAUUCGACCGCGCGAUUUCUAAGGCUUUAGAAUCACACCGCAUAGACAUCGUGUGCCUUGCCGGGUAUAUGAGGAUACUGUCCGCUGAGUUUGUGCAAAAAUGGAAAGGCAAGCUAAUCAACAUCCACCCGUCGCUACUGCCCAAGCACCCGGGUCUCCGCGCACAGAAGCAAUGUCUCGAAGCCGGUGAUACCCUCUCCGGUUGUACUGUACAUUUUGUUGAUGAGGGCAUGGACACCGGUCCCAUAAUAACACAAGAGCGUGUACCCGUAUACCCGCACGAUACAGAAGAAACGCUUUCCGCUCGCAUUCUAACCGCGGAACAUCGCGCGUACCCACGUGCGUUGAGACUUGUGGCCACGUCACGAGCGAGAGUUGAUGCUAAGGGGAAUGUUAUAAUGUCGUAAUUUAGGAUAAAUGUUGCUGUAUAAUUGUAUAAUUCGAUAUUGAUGAUUAAUGUUUUUGUAUACUUUGGUUCUUAUAGGUUGUCAAAAAUAAAAUGUUCUUGUAUACUUUGGUUGUCAUAGAUUUUUGAAAAUAAAGUUUUUGUAUACUGUCUUUUGUAUAGAUGAAAUAAAAUUAAAUAUCAGUUGCUUGCCCAUAGAUAAUUAUUACAAUUUUAUUAACCUAACUUAUCCAUUAGUUCGCAUUCUAACCGCGGAACAUCGCGCGUACCCGCGUGCGUUGAGACUUGUGGCCACGUCACGAGCGAGAGUUGAUGCUAAGGGGAAUGUUAUAAUGUCGUAAUUUAGGAUAAAUGUUGCUGUAUAAUUGUAUAAUUCGAUAUUGAUGAUUAAUGUUUUUGUAUACUUUGGUUCUUAUAGGUUGUCAAAAAUAAAAUGUUCUUGUAUACUUUGGUUGUCAUAGAUUUUUGAAAAUAAAGUUUUUGUAUACUGUCUUUUGUAUAGAUGAAAUAAAAUUAAAUAUCAGUUGCUUGCCCAUAGAUAAUUAUUACAAUUUUAUUAACCUAACUUAUCCAUUAGUUCGCAUUCUAACCGCGGAACAUCGCGCGUACCCGCGUGCGUUGAGACUUGUGGCCACGUCAAGAGCGAGACUUGAUGCUAAAGGGAAUGUUAUUAUGUCGUAAUUUGUUUGUCUGAUAGAAUAAAAUACGUUUGUGUAUAAUUUGAUGUCGAAAAUGUUUUUGUAUACUUUGGUUGUCAUAGAAAAUAAUGUUUGUGUAUACUUUCAUUGUUAUAUAUUGUGAAAAAUAGAUAAAAAAUGUUUAUGAAGUGUUUAUGUAUACUUGAUCGAAAAUGAAAUUUUUGUCUAAUAAUGUCACUUCCCAGAUAUAAGUGUUCAAUAUAGUAAAUGUCUAUACUUUGGUCUCCAAGACAGAAAUGAAUUUAAUUUUUUAUGUAUGUACUUUAGUUUCCACAGACAUAUUAUGAACUAGCUUCGGUAGCUCAUAUCAAAAAUAAAAGAUGAAUCCAUUUGGGGCCAACAUUAUGAGAUUAAUUAAAUAUCUUUCACAUAGGUAUUUCGUUGUAUAUUUUAUAGUAUGAAGUUAAGUUUUUAUAUGAAUUAUAGUAUAUGAAUAGAUUUUAUACAAAUUAACAAGAUAUGUCUCAAUCUCAAUAUUAUGUGUUCUGAAAAAAAAAAUAUAGCAUAAAGCGCGUCACACACGGUGAAUAUACUAUAAUAUUUUAUGUUAAGAUUCUCUAAUAUAAAAUAUUACAGUAUCAUAUG
Messenger RNA from Colias croceus (clouded yellow), 5558 nucleotides. It is a transcript of the gene Gart, whose product is annotated as trifunctional purine biosynthetic protein adenosine-3. The transcript has 25 exons. Gene Ontology annotation, molecular function: phosphoribosylglycinamide formyltransferase activity; ATP binding; phosphoribosylamine-glycine ligase activity. Gene Ontology annotation, biological process: 'de novo' IMP biosynthetic process; adenine biosynthetic process. Gene Ontology annotation, cellular component: cytosol. NCBI's taxonomy places the organism in Eukaryota, Metazoa, Arthropoda, Insecta, Lepidoptera, Pieridae. The coding region runs from base 179 to 4276 and encodes 1365 amino acids. The record is from RefSeq and is a predicted model, not a curated record.